CCACUGAUGUUUGAGUGAACACGUGGAGUCACAAUACAACCUAAUAACAUUCUCCUCGUCAGGUGAUACUCGUGCCAAAUAGUGUGCCAAAUAGUGUGAGUGCAGCAUGGAAGUAUACAUAAUAGUUGGAAUGGCUGUAUUGAUCUACACGUUCGUCACGUUACUCUUAAAUAGUGAGUGCUGGAAUCCCGAGCACCAGAAGUGUCAGUGUGAGGAGUGCAAGAGCCUCUGCAGUGUCAACCGUACCAUUACUCCCUCGGUCAUGUCCGUAUCGUCGCGUAUUGACGUUAUCACACGUCCGUAAACAUUCCCUCGUUAUGCUGAUGACCUGGUACUUUGAACAUAGUUACAAAACAUGAAUUAGGAUAAUUUUAACCAUAUUAAGCUAACUUUACAGUUCCGUGACGUUACAUGAAAUACCAUCGAAGUGAAUUUUGUGAAUAAGUGAUUAGUGAGUGAAGCCGGUGCAAUGGUGUGUUAGCUUAGCGGGCAUGGACCCGCUGGCGAGGCUGAUGGAAGGCGCUCCGCUGCCGGGCGUGCUCGGGGCGACCAGGGACGCCCGCCCGCGCGGCGCGCUGGUUCACGCGAGCCUCGCCGCCGCACCCGCUAUAGGCGAUAAGAAGGGACGCCACCUGACAGGCACCUUCUGCCUCACAGGAGAUACCAUGGAGGGCAUCAUACAAUGCCUCGUGUUCCUCAAAGCAUUCUCGCUCGUGGGCGGCGAGUUCGACAUGGAGCUGAAUUUCGUGAUACAGGACGCGCAGAAUAUUCAGCACAUGUUGGAACUGCUCGACCACUGCCCACCAAGCUUACAGGCGGAAAUAUGGUCAGUGUUCAUCGCAAUAUUGCGCAAGAGUGUGCGUAACCUUCAAGCCUGUACAGACGUUGGCCUCAUACACCAUGUGCUGCAGAGGCUACCGCGCGCUGAGACAGUCGUCGCUGGUAAGUAAAGUCCUAUGCCGUAGUUAUAUGACCCUGGUAUACGUGUGAGCAAUUUCUCCACGGGAUUCCUCGUAAGGGAUCACCUAAUAAUAAACAUGGCACCGCCCCAUACUAAAUGAUUUUAACCCUCCGUUUAUUUUAAAGUUAUUCUAAACAAUUUACUGCUAAGGACUUUAAGCUUUAUUCUCAUACUCCUUUAGUAUAAAAUCGAGUUCUUUGGCAGAACAUGCACCUGUUCGACAGAAAGAGGCGAAAAACUGUUGCGUGUGUUUUUUAUUUAGUUGGAGAACUCCUCUUUUUACUUUAUGUUACCCUGGUAUUUGAAGAAAAUACAAGAAUAAGAAUAGUCCUUUCUUAAGUAACUACUUGAACAUGUUUAAGAAAGUACUUCGCUUGCUUUAAUUAUACUAAGAAAAGUAAACAAAUAAAUGCAGGAAGUUGUUAACAACAAUUUGUGAAUUACUGAAUCUUUUAGAAAGUAUAAUUUACUUUGACGUGUUGACGUUUUAAAGGAGAAGACGACACGUCACACGACUCAGCGAAGUGAAAAAUCAGAAAUAAUUUGAUCUGACUUAUUUUUUCCUUAUGAAUUUUCCCCCUUGUGUAAAAAUCUCGUUAUUCUCAACAAUAUCCGUUAUGGUAAACUCUUGAACGAGUAGCGUCGCAUAAUAUUAUACCCUCAUGCGUAGUUAAAGUGUUUCACGGAUAUGUUGUAAGUAUGCUCAUGUGCGCCUCUUAUUUGUAUUGUUAAAUCGUUUUAUUUUUUGAUUCAAUUUGCUUCUUAUUUCGGUACACCUAAUUUAGCUAAUUUCGUCGGUGUGGAUGCAAGUACUAUAUUUAUUGAACAAACCCGUUUUGUAAUUAACGAAUCCCUGGAGGCCUCAAGCGUAGGUCACAGCGUUUAGUUGAAAACACGUAAAAGAGCUACGUCUUUUCCACGUACGCCAUGCAGUGCAUGACACCCAUUGUGUUCUAUGUUCACCUGGUACCUCUCUCCCUUCAUUUCGCUCGUUCUUUAUUUUGCACGUUACCUUUGUAUGGAAACGGGGUCAAUGUGUCCCCGAGCAUGAGAUGAGUGUGUAUUGGGACGCUGCAUGUGUGUGCAUUUGCACGUCCAAUGGUGAUACCAUUAAAUAAAAUUAGACCAUGGUCAUUCAUUCCAUUCGUUCUGUUUAUUACGCAGAAAGAGAUAUUGCAGGUACUUACUUCACUUACGAUUUCG
This is a messenger RNA of Spodoptera litura, 2164 nucleotides long. Lineage: Eukaryota; Metazoa; Arthropoda; Insecta; Lepidoptera; Noctuidae. The record is from RefSeq and is a predicted model, not a curated record.